UUUUUAACAACCAAAAACUCAUCAAACACUUUCCUGUUUCCCAUUCAUUUUUCUUUCUUUCUUUCAUUCUUUCACAGACAGAUAUUUUGCAUUUACUCUAAUUCCUCAUUUUGGAUUUUAAACUUCAAUGGCUGCUCAUCAGGAAGCUUCUUUCAAGUUAAAGGAAUUGUCCUUACAUGUACCAAAGGUGAGAAAGCCUUAUACUAUUACAAAGCAAAGGGAGAAAUGGACAGAAGAAGAACACUACAAGUUCCUUGAAGCCUUGAAGCUCUAUGGCCGUGGCUGGCGUAAAAUACAAGGGUUUAUAGGCACCAAAUCUGCUGUUCAAAUUCGAAGCCAUGCUCAGAAAUUUUUCUCCAAGGUUGUUAGAGAGUCAAAUGGUGGUGGGGCUGAGAGCUCAGUUAAGACAAUUGAGAUACCACCUCCCCGUCCAAAGAGGAAACCUAUGCAUCCUUAUCCUCGUAAAUCAGUUGAAGGAAUGUUAGUUUCCAAUCAAUUGGAAAGAUCUCCAUCCCCUAAUUUAUCAGUUUCAGAGGAGGAAAACCAAUCUCCCAAUUCAGUCUUAUCUCCACUUGGUUUUUCAGAUUCACUGGGAUCUUCUUCCAUUUCAGAGCAGCAUAAUGGAUCUUCAUGUGCCACUGAUAUGUAUUCUGCUACUUUAUUGCCAAUACAAAAACAAGAGCACAGCUCAUCUACUGAACAUCAUAAUGGAUCUUCACCACUUCUACAAUUUUCUUCUGCUCCGUUUGAGGAUAAUUGUUUGUCUGUGAAACUAGAGCUGGACCCAAUGGAUGUUGUUUGUACAGAAGGAGAUGCAGCCACAAUAGUUCCUUUCACAAGCAUAAAGCUUUUUGGAAGAACUGUUUCUGUGACACAUUCCCCCAAACAGUGUCUUGAGGAUUCAGAAAAUCUCUUGUCAGUGACAUAUAAGAUCAGUGAAGAUGAUCCUGAUAUUGGUAAUGAUAAGGGUGUUCAGACAUUGACGAGGAAACAAUUGGACACCCAGUUAUCCCUUGGAAUAGGUACUGCUGCUAAUUGUAACUCAUUGCCAUUUAGUACUACUCCAGUGCACCAGGUGUUGGAACAACAGGGAGACAAUGUCAAUUGUUUACAAAGCAGCCCUCCUUUGCCAUGGGCUGUCUUCCAAGAUCUGCCGUUUUCAUUCCUAGAUUCAUGUGGUCAAUCCUCACAUGGUGAUCCUAGAAACUGUUGUGUGGAAGAAAGGUCUAAAGAAAAGGACAUUCAUGACGAAAGAUCCUGUAGUGGAUUGAACACUGGAUCAGCAAGUGAUGUUGAACAUCAUUGUCAAAGUCUUUCCGCAAACGGAAGAGCCAGACUCCACAAGCGGACAAACGGCUUCGUACCAUAUAAAAGAUGCUUAGCAGAAAGAGAUUUGAGUUCAUCAUCAAUUCUAUCAGAGAAGCAUGAGCAGCAAAGAGCUCGAGUAUGCUCGUAAUACUCCCUGCCUUAGCUCUAUAUCGUAGAAGGAGCUGACUUAGAUAGGGUGCAUCCUGAAAAGUACUACAGACGAUUAUGGAAAAAGAAUCUCACACAAUUAAAUUUUGGUGGCUAACAUUUUUAGCUGAUCUCCCUUGAAGUCGCUGCAUAUUUUGCCAAGUAUAAGAUGCUUCAGGAUACAGGGGAUGAUGCUUUUAAGUAUUUGAUAGCUCAUAGCAGUUUCAUGCCAACGAUCUUGCACAGAUAAAUUGCCAUCCAAACUGAUAUGGAAAGAAAAUCAUUUGUCCAUGGAUAUUUAGAGUGCCAUCUCAGGUUUGUUCUGUAAUGUUCCAUCAAUUUUUAGCUUUGUGAAUCAAUUGUAAUUGGCAGGUCUACUGGUAGGGACUAGAGAGCAACUUAUUUCUGCCUGUUUCAGUACUAUCAAUCACUUUCUGAAUGAAAUUGUGUGCUGUUAGGGUGGGUU
Molecule: messenger RNA, 1921 nt
Organism: Ricinus communis (castor bean)
Lineage: Eukaryota; Viridiplantae; Streptophyta; Magnoliopsida; Malpighiales; Euphorbiaceae
Product: protein REVEILLE 7
Exons: 6
Coding region: 128-1456 (442 amino acids)
Molecular function (GO): DNA binding
Source: RefSeq, a predicted model, not a curated record